AUGUUCGCUACCACCAUUGCUUCCGUUCUCGCCGUCACGGCCACCCUCAUGGGCGCCACCACCGCGACCCCGAUCUCGACCGGCGCCGUCGAGGCGGCCGCUGGCGGCGACAAGCGCGCGGUGCCGGCCGCGGGCCGCUUCACGUACUACAACCCGGGCCUGGGCGCGUGCGGGCAGAACCACGGCGACGGCGACCUGGUGGUGGCGCUGAGCCACGCCGACUUCGACCCGUCCACUCCCGGCGGCAACCCCAACAAAAACCCGCUCUGUGGCCGCCGCCUGCGCGCCACAUACGCCGGCCGGUCCGUCGACGUCACCGUCGUCGACCGCUGCGAGGCCUGCAACGCCGGCGACCUCGACUUCAGCCCGGCCGCCUUCCAGGCCCUCGCCGCCCUCAGCCUCGGCGUCAUCCAGGGCUCCUGGGUCUGGAUCUGA
Molecule: messenger RNA, 435 nt
Organism: Chaetomium fimeti
Lineage: Eukaryota; Fungi; Ascomycota; Sordariomycetes; Sordariales; Chaetomiaceae
Product: RlpA-like double-psi beta-barrel-protein domain-containing protein-containing protein
Exons: 1
Coding region: 1-435 (144 amino acids)
Source: RefSeq, a predicted model, not a curated record